Molecule: messenger RNA, 876 nt
Organism: Colletotrichum chrysophilum
Lineage: Eukaryota; Fungi; Ascomycota; Sordariomycetes; Glomerellales; Glomerellaceae
Exons: 5
Coding region: 1-876 (291 amino acids)
Cellular component (GO): cytoplasm
Source: RefSeq, a predicted model, not a curated record
AUGUCUACUACCACUCUGCCCUUCAGUGACAUUCAAGUGCAGGUCCCCGGUUUUGGGGCCAUGGGCUUGAGCUCUGCCAUGGGGAAUGAUCUCAGCUACGACCAGGCUGAGCCAGUCCUGCUCAAGGCCGUCGAGCGCGGUUGCACAUUCUGGGAUACUGCCGUCGCAUACAAGAACGGCGCCAACGAACAGCUUCUCGGUGACUUUGUCAAGAAGCACAAUGUGCGCGACAAACUCUUUGUCGCAUCCAAGUGCGGAUUCGACGUCUUUGGCCCGCAACGCACGGUGACGAAUUCGGCAUCCCACAUCAAGGAGUAUAUUGAGGGUACAAUCGACAGGCUCGGCUUCACCCCUGAUCUGUACUACCUGCACAGGAUCGACCCGAUUGCGAAGAUUGAUGCCAUCCAAGCUGAGUACUCGGCUUUCGAGACUAUCCAUGAGACAAACGGCCUCAUCGAGACUGCUAAGGAGCUUGGCGUUGCUUUUGUGGCAUUCAGCCCCCUCGGACACGGCUGGCUUGUUGAUGACUUCCCUUUUAAGUCUCCCGACGACUUUGGCCCAACCGAUUUCCGACGCACCGUGCCCAAGUUCCAGGGCGACAACUUCUACCGCAAUAAGGCCAUUGUCGACGAGAUCAAGAAGCUGGCCACGGUCAAGGGAUGUACGGUGGCUCAGAUUGCACUGGCCUGGGUCGCCGCCCAAGGCCUCAUCGCCAUCCCCGGCACGACCAAGGCCUCUCGCUUGGAUGAGAACUGGGAUUCGCGCAAGGUUGUCCUUACUAAGGACGAACUGAAGGAGAUGCGUCGCAUCGUUGAUGAGGCCAAGCCGGUCGGUGCGAGAUUCGCCCCUAUCUUCGAGUCCAUGGUUGGACACUAG